CUUCCCACCAUAAGCUCCAUAUCAGAUAUCAACGAAGCACACACGACAUUGUUCACUCGUCAGGCCCUUAGCAACCAAAACAAUGGAGGUGGAAGUGAAGCUCCGCCUCUCAGACGCCUCCGCACACCAAAAGCUCACCGACCUCCUCUCCCCCUUCCACGUCCAAACCUUAAUCCAAGAAAACAUCUUCUUCGACGGUUCCAGCGCCGAACUCUCCUCCAACCGCGCCAUACUCCGCCUCCGCUUCUACGACGGCGUUUCGCCCUGCGUCCUCUCCCUCAAGGCCAAACCAGUCAUCUCCGACGGCGUCAGCCGGGUCCAAGAGCUCGAAGAGCCUUUUGACCCGGUCCUCGGCCGCGCCUGCGUGGCGGAGCCGUGGCGGCUCUCUGUCGUCGACUCCUCCGCGCUCUUAAAGCGCGUGAGGGAGGAAUACGGGGUCCGAGAGGAAGGGCUAGGGUUUGUGUGCUUGGGUGGGUUUAGGAAUGUGAGGGGUCUGUAUGAGUGGAAGGGGUUGAAGAUAGAGGUGGACGAGAGUAACUAUGAUUUCGGGACGUGUUAUGAGGUGGAGUGUGAGAGCUCGAACCCUGAGAGGGAUAAGAAGAUUUUGGAGAAAUUGUUGGAGGAGAAUGGGAUUAGGUUUCAAUAUUCGGAGGUUUCGAAGUUUGCGAUUUUUCGGUCUGGGAAGUUGCCGGAGUGAGGCUUUGGACGUUUGAUGAUACUUGGAAUGUAAAUUGUGUGAUAAAUGAAAACUGUGUAAUUGAGCUUGAGAUGAAGACAAUUGAGAAGGUAGAUUCUCUGCAUUCUUCUUCAAUGUGUGGUUUAUGCAGAGACUAUUUA
This is a messenger RNA of Prunus dulcis (almond), 837 nucleotides long. RefSeq names its product triphosphate tunnel metalloenzyme 3-like. The transcript has a single exon. Lineage: Eukaryota; Viridiplantae; Streptophyta; Magnoliopsida; Rosales; Rosaceae. Bases 83 to 697 code for a protein of 204 amino acids. The record is from RefSeq and is a predicted model, not a curated record.